This is a messenger RNA of Cylicostephanus goldi, 657 nucleotides long. The record is from the annotation of a GenBank genome assembly. Lineage: Eukaryota; Metazoa; Nematoda; Chromadorea; Rhabditida; Strongylidae.
AUGGCUAUGCAGACCUUGUUGGGUUUAGAGUUUCUCCAUGCCCACUGGAUCCUUCAUAGGGAUUUGAAACCUAAUAAUUUGCUGAUGAAUAGUGCUGGUCGUAUAAAACUUGCUGAUUUUGGUCUAGCCCGUUUUUUUGGCUCUCCCAAUAAAGUUUACACUCAUCAGGUUGUCACCCGCUGGUACCGCGCCCCUGAGCUGAUUUGGGGUGCACGAGCUUACGGCACCGGGGUGGACAUGUGGGCUAUUGGAUGCAUCAUUGCAGAGCUGCUGUUACGAGUUCCAUUGUUUCCUGGCGAAUCAGAUCUGGAUCAGUUAGUCAAGAUAGGCAAUGUCUUGGGUACACCAUGCGUGGAAGACUGGCCAGCAAUGAUGAACCUUCCUGACUAUAUAGAGAUGAAGGAACAACAAGGAAUAAAUCUUCGUCAUGUUUUCACUGCCGCAGGUGAUGAUUUGAUUGAUUUACUUUUGGGAUGUUUCCACUACGAUCCGUUGAAGAGGUUUACUGCUUCUGAAGCGUUACAAUGCCCUUACUUCAGCAACGAACCGCUAUGUUGUCUCGACGAGGAACUUCCGCUUCCAGCUCGCGCUAUAGGAGGCCCACAGAUGAAAAGGCGAAGAUUACGGGACGAUUCACCUCCUCGCUUGAAUUUAUAA